This is a messenger RNA of Nicotiana tabacum (common tobacco), 516 nucleotides long. The record is from RefSeq and is a predicted model, not a curated record. Lineage: Eukaryota; Viridiplantae; Streptophyta; Magnoliopsida; Solanales; Solanaceae.
CAUAGUACGAAAUAGUCAUACCACUCCAAUUUAAAAAUAUGGUGGCAGAAAAAAUAAAGUGUCAUCGAGUACUGGGAGACCACCAUUACAGAAUCUAAUCUGAAAAAAAAUACAACCCCAUUACAGCUAAAGUUCUGUUCCAUCUUACAGCUAGUCUUACCACCAGAUAUGGAGGAGCUCCGCCCGAGUUUCCGGUGCUCCGGCGACCGAAGACUAGAGAUCGUAAGCGGAAAAGGGUUCAGCAGCAACCAGCAGGGAAGUCGGGCUCGCUCACCGGAUCUACCAGUAGUAACGAGCAAGGGAACUUGGCCGAGCCAGGUGGCAGCAGCAACUUCAUCGUCAGCUAAGCCCUGGGGAUUCAAUGAUCCAGAGAUGAAGAGACGAAAGAGAAUAGCAAAGUACAAAGUGUAUACUAUUGAAGGAAAGUUCAAGACUUCCAUUAGGAAUGGACUGAGGUGGUUCAAGAAUAAAUGCUCUGAAAUCAUCCAUGGCUAUUAAUUAGCUAUUGUUACUGUA